Messenger RNA from Caenorhabditis remanei, 1149 nucleotides. RefSeq lists its product as uncharacterized. Lineage: Eukaryota; Metazoa; Nematoda; Chromadorea; Rhabditida; Rhabditidae. Bases 1 to 1149 code for a protein of 382 amino acids. The record is from RefSeq and is a predicted model, not a curated record. The transcript has a single exon.
AUGUGUGUGUCAUGUUGGCCCGCGACCCUCUCCACCGCCACGCUCUCUCUUCCCUCCUUGUUGGCGGGCGGGGCCGCCGCGGUUCCUUGCCCAGGAUCCUUGCAUUUCACAAUAGCAUUGGAUGAUAAAAUCCCAGCUGAACUCGAAAAGUUGAAGAACAUGGAAGUGUUCAAGGAUUUGUUGGCUGCAUUCAAAACUCUGAAACCACACUUCGAUCGGUUCAAUGGCACUGUGUCCAUGGAUAAACAGGUCAAACAAAUUGAGACUGAUUUCAUUAAGACGAUAAACGAUUAUAUUGGUGACUCCACUGGCUUCUUGACAAUGCUUCAAAACCUUCACAAUAUAACCGAGCUGAAACUGGUGGACGAUGCGAUCGGAGCCCUUCGGAAGUAUCGUGGAGUGUCCAUCGAAAGUUUUGAUCCAGUUGCAACAGAGAUUAAAGAUGUGAGAUCUAAGAUAAAAGAUUUCAAGGAGAAGAUUGGAGAGAUGAAGGAUACUGGAAAUCCGGAAGCGAAGAUGUUGGUGCAGGAAUCGGAUGUCUCCAAGGAUUCAGAAAAUAUUGGAUCGGCAACUCGUGUCUUCAGUAAGAUAAAGUCGUUGUUGGAAUCUGAUGGAAUUGUGAUAGUGGAUUCGUUGGCCAAGCCAAUAAUUGAGAAUUUCCUGAAUUCUGGACAGUUAGAUCCGACGGAACAAAAGAAACUGCAACAGCUUCUUCAAUUGGAUGGGGAGCUGGACAAGUUGUCGACUACACUCAAAACUCUUCAGCUGAGUCCAGUUAUUGCUGCGACCGAUGCAAAUCUGUCUAGUUUCUCCCCAGUUUACAAUCUAGCUGGCAAAAUCAAUGGACUUCAAAGUGACUUCUAUGGAAUGGCUGGAUCCGUGGACAAGUUGGCUCAGGGUAACCAGGAACUUCUGAAGGUCAAAAAGCAGUUGGAACUGUUGAACGCCAUUGGUCUGGACUUUACCAAGCAUCACGAAGCCAUCACGGGAACCCAAAAGUCAUUGGAAACGAUGGAUUUGUUCUUCGCCUCUUUCGCAAAGAAGAUAAAUCCACCACCACCUCAAACAAGUCCGAGUGGACCUCUGAAAAAUGAAGCUGUUUUAGAAGAGGAGUUGGAUUCAGAAAACUCGAUGUCUGUGACAGGGUGA